Molecule: messenger RNA, 1229 nt
Organism: Pygocentrus nattereri (red-bellied piranha)
Lineage: Eukaryota; Metazoa; Chordata; Actinopteri; Characiformes; Serrasalmidae
Gene: pou2af2a
Exons: 5
Coding region: 142-996 (284 amino acids)
Molecular function (GO): DNA binding; POU domain binding
Source: RefSeq, a predicted model, not a curated record
CUUGGGCUUAGCAGCACCUCACGUCUUUGGUAUAAUGAUCAAGUUCAGUGGGAGUUUUGGAGCAGACGCUGCCAUUUUCCUGGGAUAGAGGAUUGGCCUUCGAAUUCUGCUUUAACUGAAGCGACCUGUGACACCUGCAGCAUGGAGGCUGACUAUUCCAAGCGAGUGUAUCAGGGCGUCAGGGUCAAGCACACAGUCAAGGACCUGCUGGCAGAAAAGAGGUCGCGACAAACAAGUGGGCCAUGCUUCACUGGGGUGUCAACUCCUCAGAGCCCGUUCGUCCAAAUGACAGGCUCCCAUGUGCUUCCGGGAUACUACAGCAUGAGAAGGCCAUUCAUUUCUGAAGCAGAGUUUUGCCCUUCGAGCAAGCAGUUCUCCACCGACGUGUACUCCUCACCACUGACGGGGAAGUCCAUCUCCUGUGACACUACGUCUGCGUCCAGCUACUCGUCCCUCAUAGACAGUUACUACCCGGAGACUUUCAGUGACUACCGCAGUGCUGCCCUGUCCAGUGGAGGAAGCACCAUCUUCUCAUCUUCUGCCUUGUCCACUCUUCUGCCCCCUUUUCCUGGAGAUGCUUCACAUUUUGUGCUGAGGGAUUCCUGGGAGCAGGCUGGGACGGAGGCAGUGGAGGGUCUGUGUGGAGAUGGCCUGGCUCCAGCGCCAAUGGCCAUGCCUGUGACCAGCUCCUUGACUAGCUCGGAGCCGGCCAGCCCCGGCCAAUACCGCUCGUCCUCCAGGAGCUCCGGCAUGCCUCAGUUCUACUCCCUGCACAGCCUGGAGGACGUUCAGUAUCACUCGUCCUUCCAGCCCACGGCCAGCAGCUACACAUGCCCCUCAUACAUGACCGCGUCCAGCGAAUCUGCAGCCAAAAUGCCAGCCCUGUCCACAGAAGAAACUGAGAAUGACCCUCCAGCCCUGAACGAGACGAUUCCAUGGGCCAAAGAGGACGCCACUGGCACCUGGUCACAGUAUGAAAUGCGGAGAGCUUUCUGAUAAACCUCUGACUGAAUGGACGUAAAAGCUGUCCUGCUUUAAAAGCUCUUUACAAUUUGUCCUUUUAUCGGACACACGUCUAUCCGGGCCAGAUUGAUAACAGAAGGGACACUUAAUUUUAACUUUAUUCUUAAUUUCAAGUUGAGUGCAAGUGGCAGAACUUUUAUUUUAUUUAUAGCAAAAUUAUUUUUCAUUAUGUCUACACUUAACGAUGGUUCUUCAAGGGUUCUUUA